Anisakis simplex (herring worm) is the source of this 492-nucleotide messenger RNA. NCBI's taxonomy places the organism in Eukaryota, Metazoa, Nematoda, Chromadorea, Rhabditida, Anisakidae. The record is from the annotation of a GenBank genome assembly.
AUGUAUAUGGCAGCAUUUAGGGAGAGUGCUAGACGAGCGAUGAAAGACAUGGGCGACUUUUUGGAAUCAGCUCCUGGAAAUGUGGCCAUCUUCGAUGCCACGAACACAACACGUGAACGGCGCGGAUGGAUCACGAAGUAUUGCCUCGAGAAUCAUUUCCGUUGUUUCUUCGUCGAGAGCAUUUGUGAUGAUGAGAAGAUCAUCGAAAGCAACAUUACGGACGUGAAAAUCAACUCACCUGAUUACAAGGGCUUAAUGACCGAAGAACAAGCCAAAGAGGACUUCAUUAAGAGGAUUAACAAUUACAAGAAAAUGUAUGAACCAUUGGAUGAGGUUUAUGAUAAAGAUUUGGCGUAUAUUAAAGUGAUCAAUGCGGGUCGAUCCUUCUUUGUGCAUAAUGUCAACGGACAUGUACAGAGUAGGGUCGUUUACUUCCUUAUGAACAUUCAUCUACUGCCUCGAGCCAUUUACCUCACAAGGGUGAGUGAUUGA